UUGUGUGUAAUUAUAAUCACAACCAUUAAAAACUGAUACAGCAGUUGACAGGUUUAUCUCACUAGGUGUUAAAUGUACUCAAUUCCGUUUCCGGUCGGCCGUCAGCACAGUUCGGACUAAGGUUUCCUGUCCCAUUGACGAUAACACAUCUUUAAAGCAUGGCCGGGAGACGAGCUGCACUCAAGGCCAUUGACUGGGUGGCUUUUGCAGAGAGGGUGCCACCCAACCAGAGGACCAUGUUCAACAACCUGAAGACACGGAGCGAUGCUAUUUCUGCAAAGCUUGCCUCUCUGUCUGAGAAACCCCCUGCCAUUGACUGGAACUACUACAAGUCAGCUGUGGCUAAAGCAGGCAUGGUAGAUGAGUUUGAACAGAAGUUCAGCGCCCUGAAGGUUCCUGAGCCCAUAGACACACAGACAGCACUUAUCAACACUCAGGAGGCAGAGGCGAGCAAAACAGCUGCUGCCUACAUUGAGGCAUCCAAAGCUCGUAUUGCCCAGUAUGAAAAAGUGCUGGACAAGUUCAAGAACAUGAUUCCCUUUGACCAGAUGACCAUCGAAGACUUGAACGAGACUUUCCCAGAAACGAAGCUGGACAAAGUGAAACAUCCUUACUGGCCACACAAACCUAUUGCUGAACUGUAAAUGUACCACACUGAUAAAUUCUCAAACAUGUAUCUUCCAUUGAGGGAAACCUGUACAGUAUGUGUAUAAAAGCCCUGCUCAUUUGGGUGUUUACAAAAA
Messenger RNA from Lates calcarifer (barramundi perch), 743 nucleotides. It is a transcript of the gene atp5pd, whose product is annotated as ATP synthase peripheral stalk subunit d. Gene Ontology annotation, molecular function: proton transmembrane transporter activity. NCBI's taxonomy places the organism in Eukaryota, Metazoa, Chordata, Actinopteri, Centropomidae. Gene Ontology annotation, biological process: proton motive force-driven ATP synthesis. The coding region runs from base 159 to 644 and encodes 161 amino acids. The transcript has 6 exons. The record is from RefSeq and is a predicted model, not a curated record.